ACGCCGCCCGCUCAUGGAAACGCCACACUUGGGUUGACCCGAUUGAUAGACUGGUUAUAUUCCAACAGGGUCUGAGACAUAAACACUGGCAGCAUCACCAUGUUCCUCAGGUCUCUCAUCUCCGGCUACAGGGCUGCAGCCACCGAUUUUGUAAGAAAUCGGGCAUUAUUACAGGUUACAGAUGGCAAUCCAAUACGAUGUAGUUUGGUUACCAGCACAAAAUUACAGUGCAAGGCCAGCGAGGAAGAGACGAUGGUUGAAGAACAUGAUCCGACCAAAGACCGUUCAAGAGUCAUUCCAUUGGAGACAAGCUUGAAGUACAUGAAGAGUGAAGCUUAUCAAACUACGUAUGGUUCUGAGCCGGUAUGGAAAAAGUAUCGUCGAAACUUUAAGGGUGGCCUUCCUCCACGAAAAACCAGGAAGACAUGUAUACGUGGGAAAAUGAUUUCUACUGGAAACCCAUGUCCAAUUUGUCGGGAUGAAUUCCUUGUCUUGGACUAUCGUAAUGUUAAUUUGUUGAAUCAGUUUAUCGCAGAACACACUGGGGCAAUAAUUUCUUAUCAGAAAACAAACCUCUGUCAAAGGCGUCACAAGGAACUGCAAGUGGCUGUAGAAAAAGCUCGUGACUAUGGUCUCCUAACCUACGAUGUUCCCUUACGCGAAUAUGAUUAUUCCGAGUACUACAAUCCUGCUGAGCAUGAAAACGUAUAAACCUCUUGAAAAGUCUCCAUGGAUUAUAUAAUUAUUUGCUGUAUAAUAUGUUGUAAUUCUACUUUCUUGUUAGCUGCCAUAGUGAUUCUUGUAAUAUAUAUACACUACUGUACAGUUGAGUCUCUGUUAAACAAAACUGCUUGAAACUAAUCAGAGUGCUAGUUAAGGGCUAUUUUGGCAUAUGAUUUCCUGUACCCUGAAACCAGAAUCCUAGCCUAACAUGACAUAACUUUAUCA
This is a messenger RNA of Procambarus clarkii (red swamp crayfish), 948 nucleotides long. RefSeq names its product small ribosomal subunit protein mS40. Gene Ontology annotation, cellular component: mitochondrion; ribosome. Gene Ontology annotation, biological process: mitochondrial translation. Gene Ontology annotation, molecular function: structural constituent of ribosome. The record is from RefSeq and is a predicted model, not a curated record. NCBI's taxonomy places the organism in Eukaryota, Metazoa, Arthropoda, Malacostraca, Decapoda, Cambaridae.